AUGGAAUCUUCGGUCGCCCAUCGUCCUUGGGAGGACUCCAAGCCCGGUCCUCAGACCACUUCGGGCACAACGGCCCAGACUCUACCUUCGAUUUCGACCCUCACCGCCAGCAUGGGCGGUGUGAGCAUUCCUCCGUCGGAGAAGUCGCCUGCGAGUUCAUCUCUGAACACGCUCGAGCGGGACUCGGGCAAUUGGUCGAUCCCUCAGAGUACAAGUGUGUCUCCCGUACGGCCAUCUGUCUUCGCCUAUACUGACCCGACAGGAUCGUCGACGUACUCGAACACAACUAAUGGAACGGGCAACUACAAUUCUUUGUCAUUCAUUACGUCCUCGCAAGCCUCCCCGAACCGCCAGUCUGGUGUAUCCUUAUCUGACCGGUCGCCCUUCACCAACGACCAAUCCAAUACCCCUUCUUCAGCUGGCGCUCAACCGUCUCCUGGUUUUGCGACCACGCAGCCCCCCUCGACCCUUCCCUCGAUAAACCAGAACUUCGAAGCUGCCUCCCAGCGAGGCAGCAUCGUUGAACCGCCCGAGUCUCGCCGCAGCAGCGUAGACAGCCGCAUGAACCAAGGCAUAAGCUCCUUGGCCAUCAAUCCUACUUCCCCUUAUCAUAGCGCCAACGCAUCACAGUCCUCGAUUGUUUCCGGACUGCAGAGGGAACGCGGAAUCUCAUCAGAUUACAAUCAAUCAAACACGUACAGAGGGCCUCGCUAUUCUGGCCAGCCGCUUUCUCCGCUCGGCCACCGGUCGGGCGAGCAUCGCCCCUUUGCCGCCGGUCGCACGGCCCCUGCCAUCUCGUCGAAUCCUCGUUCGGAGAUUUACAAUGCGGAGGCCCCAACGGCAGGUCUGGCAUACGCCUUCCCUGACCCUGAUGUCGCUCGAUCCAAUGCAGCUUCGGCCUCGAACGAGAAGAACAAUCAGUCGUCGGGUCCGUUUUCCCGUAAGGGGAGCGUUGCGGAAUCCAUCAAUAGCAGCGUCUUCUCAACGGAUUCGCGUCUCCCUCGGGGACAGCAUGAACUGCCCCAGAGUGUACACCACCAUUCCCUACAACACAAACAAGUGCGCGGUUUGAUGGGAGAAUCGGAGUCGUCGUCCCAGUCCCAUACCACCAGUUCUACUCCCUACAGCAGGACUCCAGAGCUGCGGAUCACGCAUAAACUGGCGGAGCGAAAGCGUCGCAGUGAAAUGAAGGACUGCUUCGAAAUGUUGCGGAUGCGGCUUCCCCAGAGUCAGAAUAACAAGUCCAGUAAAUGGGAAACGCUAACGAGAGCAAUCGACUACAUCGGCCAACUGGAGAAGACGCUCAACCAACUCCGCCGAGACAAUUCUGUCUUGCGCACUGAGGUGGAGGAACUCCGGGCUCAGCUCAGUCAGCAGCAGCAGCAACAACAACAACAACAACAACAGGCGAACGGGCAGGCUCGACCACAACCCAUCUUCGAUGCUCACUCAAUGGCGGGACAACCGGCGCAGGCCAACGGGCAGUCCCAAGCCCCCGUAUACCCCAGUUAUGCGGCACAAUCAACCAUGCCCCAGGACCAGGCUCGCACAUUGCCGCCUCUCGUCAAUGGCUCAGUGGCCCCCAUGCAAGGGGUGCAGUAUACCGAAGAACGGCGGUAG
Rasamsonia emersonii CBS 393.64 is the source of this 1620-nucleotide messenger RNA. Its product is annotated as HLH transcription factor (Hpa3). Gene Ontology annotation, biological process: positive regulation of transcription by RNA polymerase II. The record is from RefSeq and is a predicted model, not a curated record. NCBI's taxonomy places the organism in Eukaryota, Fungi, Ascomycota, Eurotiomycetes, Eurotiales, Trichocomaceae. Gene Ontology annotation, cellular component: RNA polymerase II transcription regulator complex. The transcript has 3 exons. Bases 1 to 1620 code for a protein of 539 amino acids. Gene Ontology annotation, molecular function: DNA-binding transcription factor activity; protein dimerization activity.